AUGGACUUUUUGAACUUUGACUUUGAGGAGGAUGAAGAUGAGAAUGGCGAGAUGUCGGAAGGCAGCACGUCUGCAGAGAUACUGUCUGUUACUGACACCACUGACAAAGCAGAAGAGAAGUCAAGGGAUGAAAAUUCUGACACAGACCUUGAGAUAGAAGAUCCUGACCGAUCAUUUGCAACCAUAAAGGGUGCAGAACUCUACAUAGAGGCUUGCAAGCUGGUAGGAGUGGUUCCUGUCUCAUACUUCAUUCGUAACAUGGAAGAGCCCACCAUGAACCUUAACCAUCAUGGGCUUGGACCCAAGGGAACGAAAGCCAUUGCCAUUGCUCUGGUUUCCAACACAACCAUCACCCACUUAGAGCUAGAAGAUAACUGGAUUCUGGGCGAAGGAGCCACAUACCUGGUGCAGAUGCUGCGGGAGAACUGCUACAUCCAGGAGAUGAAUAUUUCCAAUAAUCAUCUCAGCACAGAAGGAGCUGAAGCUAUCUGCAGGAUGUUCUACAGUAAUAUUUCGAAUAUCCGGGCUGUUCAGCUUGCAGGAAACAACUUUAGGGAAGAGACAGCACCAUAUUUUUCGGAAUCAUUAAUGGUCAAUUACAGAGUGAUAGAGCUGGACCUCAGCCACAAUGAGUUUGCUGACAAGGGAGGAGAGCAGCUGGGACAGAUGCUGGCCAACAAUGAAUCGCUGGAGGUUCUGAACCUGAGCUGGAAUCAACUGCGCAUGAAGGGGGCUGUAGCCCUGAGUGCAGGCCUCAGGGCCAAUGGAUCAUUGAAGAUACUUGACCUUUCAUGGAACGGUUUUGGGAAUGAAGGUGCUCUGGCCCUUGGGGAAGCCCUCAAGGUCAACAAUGUGCUAAAUGAGCUGGACAUCAGCAGCAACCAUAUCAGCAACGAAGGGACGCUAAAGUUGUGCAAGGGGUUAGAAGUUAAUGGUACCCUUAGAAUCCUGAAGCUGUCCCACAAUCCCAUUACAGUAGAGGGCGCCAUUGCUCUUGUCUCAUCCGUCAGAAAGAAUACAAGCACCAAAAUGGAAGAAAUCAAUAUUUCGAAUGUGCUGGUGAAUGAAGGCUUCAUCAGGUUGCUGGAUGUAGUCUGUGACAUACGGCCUGAACUAGAUGUCGUCUUUGGAGGGGUUGGAGGCCACGUUGCCCAUAAGAUUCCACAACGGCCAGAUGCAAUGAAGCUGAUUCAGAACUAUUUAGAUGAACACAAAUUGAGGCUCUGGGACUUCUUUAGGAAUAUGGACAAAUAUGGCAACAUGAAGAUUCCCGUGGCGGAGUUUCGAAGAACCAUGAUGCUGCAAAAAAAGAUCCCCUUGGACCGGGUACAGGUUUCGGAUCUGGUGCGCAAGCUAGACCAAAACAGGACGGGGUACGUGGACUACAGUAAUUAUAAAGUUGAGGAGCCAGAAAAGAAGCCUGAGGAGGUGGAAGAGGAAGAAGGCUAA
Messenger RNA from Zootoca vivipara (common lizard), 1449 nucleotides. It is a transcript of the gene LRRC74A, whose product is annotated as leucine rich repeat containing 74A. The record is from RefSeq and is a predicted model, not a curated record. Gene Ontology annotation, molecular function: calcium ion binding; protein binding. Lineage: Eukaryota; Metazoa; Chordata; Lepidosauria; Squamata; Lacertidae.